Messenger RNA from Malaya genurostris, 2830 nucleotides. Its product is annotated as MICOS complex subunit Mic60. Gene Ontology annotation, cellular component: MICOS complex. The transcript is spliced from 7 exons. Bases 175 to 2364 code for a protein of 729 amino acids. Gene Ontology annotation, biological process: cristae formation. The record is from RefSeq and is a predicted model, not a curated record. NCBI's taxonomy places the organism in Eukaryota, Metazoa, Arthropoda, Insecta, Diptera, Culicidae.
GUCAAAAUUUUUUAACUCAACACAUCGAAAGAAAAUUUUUCGUUUGCUUUUCGUCGUCGGAUUCGGUUACUCGGGCCCGUCGUAUCUAGAGUCGCCUGCGGUCAGGUGCGUGUGUCGUGAAGUGCUGAUAACCCGCAAAAUACCGUGGAAAAAGAGCCGUGAAAAGGAACCACCAUGUAUCGAUUGUUAGUGCAGAGAACUUGCUUCAGCGGAUCAAAGAGACAAAGUGCUCAGCUGCUUCGGAGCAUCAACACUAAAGGAUCACUGCCACAGUUCCGGGAAGCUGGUUUCGGUAAGGUUUUGGUCAUUCUAUCUCCAUUCCUUGUUGGAGGCGGUGUUGUAGCAUAUGCAAAAUACGAUGAUGAGUUUCGAAAGACUCUAGUUACUAGUGUGCCAGCAUUGGAUCCGGUUUUGAAGGCUCUUCUCCAGGAAGAAAACCCUCUAGAGGAAGUGACAAAAAAAUUGGAUGAUAUUUCCAGCACCAUUAGCGGAUAUACUUCUAGUGUCACCGGAUUUUUCACAGGUGGAAAAGAGGAGAAGAAACCUGAAAAGUCUGUUGACCUGCCGCCAAUAACUCGUUCCAAAUCGGUACACGUACCUGUCCCAUCGCCUCCACUUUCAAAACCGGAACCGUUAGUUGAGAAAGUUACUCCAGCCCCUGCCGUUAAAACAUCUGCUCCAAGUCCAGCGAUAAAACCUGCACCUACCAAAACGGUUGUACCUGCCCCUUCGGUAGCCACCUCGAAACCAACACCAGUAGCCAGUCUAGCGGAAGAGGUCCCGAAAUCGAUUAGUGAUUUGGAACGUCAAAUCGAUGUUGCAGCUGCUACAGCUAUCAAGGAAUACGGAAAAGCAGUGCAGGUACUGAAGACUUAUACGGAUGACGUGAAGAAAGUGGUGGACGAAUCCGUCGACAAGUUGGACAACUCUAGCUGGACUUUGCUGCGUAAUCGUACCAGUGCGAGGGACACCGCUCUGAAAGAAGCGGAGAAUGCAGCCGAAAAUGCACGAGAGAAAAUAGAAAAGUUGCAACAUCUAUUGGACGGCAGAGAGUUGAAGUGUUCCGAUGAGUUGAAGAAUAAGGCUCGUGAAAAUAUUGCUGCCUACUUGGAACAUUUGAAGAAGGCAAAAGAAGAUGUGUUCAAGGCACGAGAUCUGGCCCACCUGGGGGAAAAAUAUUGGAAGAAGGUUGAAACCGCAAGAAACUACUUCAUCGAUGAAAUUGAGCUUCUGUUCCCCGGAUUGAACUUGAGCGAGAAGAAGCUCAACAUAUCGAAGGACGACUUGGAUUUAUUCAUCGUACAUGCCUUCACUCAAGUAGUUGCCCAUCAGAAGGAACUGCAAAAGCUACAGAUCGAAGGAGACCAACAGCUUAAGCGGGCAUUGGAAGCGGUGCGAGGAACCGAUCAGAGCGAUGCCGUCAAGGCUCAGCUGGAGUACGAGAUCGCAAAAGAAAGGCGGGAGCUAAAUUUGCAGAACCAAAAGAAGCUUCUAACCAUUCGCGCUGAUCUGGAACGCGACCUGCGUAACCAGAUGAAACGUCAAUCGGAGGCUCAUUCCGAUCACCUGGCAGAUGCGCUCACUCAAAAAGAGCAGGAAAUGAAGCGCAAAUUUCAGCGUGAGCUGGAUGAAAAAAUUUCUACCGAACAGGCCUCCUACAAACUCCAACUGGCCGCAAUGCUUGGCAAGCUGAAGGGCAUGGAUACCGCACUGAAGGAGAUCGACGAUGAUUUGAAAGAUCGAGCCGAUGCCGAACGAAGUGCCCAUCAGGCACAAGCCCUGUGGGGUGCAUGCCAAUCAUUGUGGGCUUCGAUUCGAUCCGGUCAACCAGGCAAGUCGUGGCGCGAUCAACUUCGACCCUUGGAAGAUGAAAUCAGUGCCGUUCGCCGUGCUGCUGAGGGUGACGAGUUAGUCAGUGUUGUACUUAAGGGGGUCCCCGAAGAGGCUAGGAAGCGCGGUGUGUACCCGGAGGAUGCACUACGGGAGCGAUUUAUUAAAGUUGAAGAAAUUUCCCGUCGUUUGGCUCUUAUUCCUGCUGAAGGUGCCCGCCUGCCGAUGUAUUUCCUUUCGUUCUUGCAAGCAGCACUCAUAAUUCGCCCCAGUAUUUCCAUUUCCAAGGACGAGUUGGAGGACAAACCAUUCGAUUUCAACAAAUUGGAUACCUACGACAUUCUGAAUCGUGCUCGUUAUUGGCUUGACCGGGGUGAUUUGGUCCGUACGGUGCAGUACAUGAAUUUGCUACAAGGAGCGUCGAGGAAAGCUGCCAUUGAUUGGUUGAAUGAGGCACGUUUGCUGCUGGAAACCCAACAAGCUGCCACCACUCUGAUGGCCCAUGCGGCAUCUAGUGGCAUUCGGUUCCUGUAAACAGUGUUUGGCGCCAUUUGUUGUGUUGUUUUAAGUGUACCUCCUUCCCCAAGAGACUCGAUUCCAGAUAUCACGUACCUACACAUCCAACAAUAAGAUAAAAGUCUCAAUGCGAAACCGAUCUAGACGAGAAACUGUGAAACCAACGAUCGUGUUUUAAUUUAUACAAAGUUUAUCGAAAUUAAAAACGACAUUGCGAGAUGGAAGGAUUUAAAUUCAAGUAUUGUUCCGUGUUUGGGGAGAGCAAUUGUAUAGUUUUUUUUCAUCCAACAGCAAAAAUUCACAAUUGGUACAAGUGUAGCAGAAUCGGUGUCGCUGUUACCGUCGAUAUUCUUGGACAACGAUAUAAGAAAAAAACAGUACAGAUUAUAAAGGCUUCAAUUUGUUGGCGUGCUAAUUUGCUGAAAUUAUAAAUAGUGAUUUAGGGCAGAUCAAUUCAAUAAAGGAGAGAAGCUAUUCCUACAAA